Lampris incognitus (smalleye Pacific opah) is the source of this 646-nucleotide messenger RNA. RefSeq names its product dynein light chain roadblock-type 2-like. Gene Ontology annotation, cellular component: cytoplasmic dynein complex; centrosome; cytoplasm. Gene Ontology annotation, biological process: microtubule-based movement. Gene Ontology annotation, molecular function: dynein intermediate chain binding. The record is from RefSeq and is a predicted model, not a curated record. The coding region runs from base 1 to 312 and encodes 103 amino acids. The transcript is spliced from 4 exons. Lineage: Eukaryota; Metazoa; Chordata; Actinopteri; Lampriformes; Lampridae.
AUGACGCUGUCGUGUCAGGUGGCUGUUGAAGCCGAGGAAACGUUGAAGAGGAUCAAGACACACAGGGGUGUGAUUGGCACUAUAGUUGUUAAUGCAGAGGGUAUUCCAAUAAGAACUACCUUUGACAAUUCCACAACUGUUCAGUAUGCAGGACUGCUGCAGCAGCUCACCAUGAAAGCCAGGAGCACGAUUCGAGACAUUGACCCUCAGAAUGACCUCACAUUUCUCCGCAUUCGUUCCAGGAAACAUGAGAUCAUGGUAGCACCAGAAAACGAGUUUCUGCUGAUAGUCAUCCAGAACCCAAGUGAAUAGCCUUCAGCCAUGCUCAUGAGAGUCAGGCUUUGGUUUGUCACAUGGUGAACUUUGCUUCUUUUUUUAAGCAAAAGGACCUUUAGGGAGCUUUUUAGUAGUGUUUGAUUUGUUUAUUGUCAAUUCCAUUUUUGUGACUUUUUUUUUUACUUGGCAUAAGGUUUUGUUUGUUCUAGUUUUGUGCAUGUCUUCCCUCCUAUGUCUCUGUGUUGAUAUUCAAUAUAAUUCCUUAUUUUUCAUAUAGGAGACACAAUCAUUAAUUGGUAAUGGCACAAUGCCACCAUGGCAAUGAUUGUGCCUUUAACACUAGUAAUGUAUUUAAUAAAGCAACAUAUAU